Molecule: messenger RNA, 656 nt
Organism: Gongylonema pulchrum
Lineage: Eukaryota; Metazoa; Nematoda; Chromadorea; Rhabditida; Gongylonematidae
Source: the annotation of a GenBank genome assembly
CUGGACAGAGAAACAAUUACGCCCAACGGGACAAUCAUCUUAGUGCUAACUGCAGAGCCAGAGAUAAUUAUUACAAUCCGAAUAAACGUACUCGAUAUCAAUGACAAUAGUCCGACAUUCCCAUCCAAAUAUUUGAAUGUUUCGAUUGUAGAAUCAGCAGUUAUUGGCAGUCGGAGGCGUCUACAGUCGGCCAGUGAUCCGGAUUUUGCUGAAAAUGGCACCAUAGCAAGCUAUGUGAUUGAGGGUGAUGAAAAUACGUUCACUUUGAUUCGAUCAUCAAAUAGUACCGGAGGAGAUGUUCUGUUGCUGGAACUGCUCAGCAAACUUGAUCGUGAAACCAAGGAUUUGUAUAUUCUCAAUAUUUCAGCUUACGAUGGAGGCAGUCCUCCACGUUAUGGCUACUGUACGGUAUAUGUAAACGUAUUGGACGCAAACGACAAUGCACCGAUUUUCACUCAUUCACGAUAUGAUAUUCAACUGAAUGAAACGGUAACACCUGGUGCAAAACUGCUGCGUGUACGAGCCACGGAUGCCGAUAUCGGUGCAAACGGUCACAUAACCUAUCGGCUCAGGACGAAUCCUUUCGAGCAGUUCCUAAUCGAUCAAGAUACUGGAAUCAUUACUGUUAGGGUAAGCCGCAAAUGGGAACUUUGAAA